Molecule: messenger RNA, 2804 nt
Organism: Arachis ipaensis
Lineage: Eukaryota; Viridiplantae; Streptophyta; Magnoliopsida; Fabales; Fabaceae
Source: RefSeq, a predicted model, not a curated record
CCUCACUGAAAAUGAAGUACAAAUGCAACCAAGCAGAGUGAGGCGAUUGUGGGAGAAAGUGCUUUAAAGAAAACAUUUCUAUAACAGUAACUUUUGUUUUUUUGCAAUAAUUAAGCAUUUUCUUUCUUCCUUCAAUCCAUUUCUUGCUCCCGUUUGCUAUAAUACGCCAUUGGUGGCGAGUUCCUCUGCUCCUUUGGCCUCAUCAUAAGCCAAGAAAAGUGAUUUCAUUUGAGAGCUUCUUUGGUACAGCUUUGAGUGAACCCAAUCUUUUUUCUCUGCCCUCUCUCAUAUCCUCAUCAAUUAUAUAUUAUAUCAAUUGGAUCUUCCUCAUCUGGUUCUUCCCAUUUACCGGAUCUCAGAUUCAGAGUUCUUUUGAGAGAGUAAACAUGGUAGUAAGCAUGCAGAGUUGUUGCAGUCAAAGCCUCAAAGGGUCAAGAGGGGUCCUCUAAAGUCUCAAUCUUUUAUGGAGUGCUGCAACAAGAGGAGGAUGAUGAAGGAAUCUCCGGAAUCGAACUUCAUGAACAGAAGAGGUUCAUCGUGUUUUCCAGAUGAGGUUCUUGAGCGUGUUAUUGGGAUGCUGAAAUCAAGAAAGGACAGAAGCUCUGUGUCACUGGUUUGCAAGGAGUGGUACAACGCUGAGAGAUGGUCAAGGAGGAACGUGUUCAUAGGUAACUGCUACUCUGUGUCCCCUGAGAUCUUAACCCGAAGGUUCCCAAACAUAAGAAGUGUUACACUGAAAGGGAAGCCACGUUUCUCUGAUUUCAACUUGGUUCCUGCAAAUUGGGGUGCCGAUAUUCACUUUUGGCUUGUGGUGUUUGCUGAAAAGUACCCUUUCCUUGAGGAGCUUAGGCUUAAGAGGAUGACUGUUACUGAUGAGAGUUUGAAGUUCUUGGCGCGCUCUUUUCCAAACUUCAAAGCUAUUUCCCUUCAAAAUUGUGAUGGUUUCAGCACUGAUGGUUUGGCUGCAAUUGCUGCUGAUUGCAAGAAUUUAACUGAGCUUGACAUACAAGAGAAUGUCAUUGAUGAUAAAAAUGAUAAUUGGUUGACUUGCUUCCCGGAAAGCUUCACAUCGCUGGAAGUACUGAACUUUUCCAUCCUUCACAAUGAUGUAAAUUUUGAUGCACUUGAGAAGCUUGUUACUAGGUGCAAAUCAUUGAAGACUUUGAAGCUUAAUAAAAGUAUAACACUGGAACAGUUACAAAGGCUACUUUUUAGAGCUCCUCAGUUAUGUGAGCUUGGUACUGGCUCAUUUUCACAAGAGCUGACAACACAGCAGUACACGGAGCUUGAAGGCGCCUUCAGCAAUUGUAAAAAUCUUAACACCCUUUCUGGAUUAUGGGUAGUUACACCGCAGUAUCUCCCAGUUCUGUACCCGGCAUGCGCAAAUCUGACUUUCUUGAAUUUUAGUUAUGCUCCCCUGGACAGUGAUGAUAUUGCUAAGCUGCUUGUUCAUUGCGCCAAUAUUCGGCGCCUAUGGGUAGUGGACACAAUCGAAGAUAAGGGGUUGGAAGCUGUAGGAACACACUGCCCACUGCUUGAGGAACUGCGUGUAUUUCCUGCAGAUCCUUUUGCUGAGGGUGAUGCCCGCGGUGUUACUGACUCAGGCUUUAUUGCUGUCUCUCAAGGAUGCCGAAAUCUUCACUAUGUCCUCUACUUUUGCCGGCACAUGACCAAUGCUGCUGUUGCCACUGUUGUGCAAAACUGCCCUGACUUCACUCAUUUCCGGCUCUGUAUUAUGAACCCCGGCCAGCCGGAUUACCGGACAAGCGAACCAAUGGAUGAGGCUUUUGGAGCAGUUGUUAAGACUUGCAGCAAACUCCAGAGGCUUGCAAUAUCUGGUUUACUGACCGACCUUACAUUUGAGUACAUAGGGAAGUAUGCAAAAAACUUGGAAACUCUUUCAGUUGCCUUUGCUGGAAGCAGUGAUUGGGGUAUGCAGUGUGUACUAGAAGGGUGUCCUAAGCUGAGGAAACUUGAGAUAAGGGACUGCCCAUUUGGGAAUGCUGCACUUCUUUCGGGGUUGGAAAAGUAUGAGUCGAUGAGGUCGCUGUGGAUGUCAGAUUGCAAAGUGACAAUGAAUGGAUGUAGAUUGUUGGCUAAGGAAAUGCCAAGGUUGAAUGUUGAGGUAAUAAAGGAAGACGGCAGCGAUGAUAGCCAAGCCGAAAGGGUCUAUGUGUAUCGUUCCGUUGCUGGACCCAGAAGGGAUGCUCCUCCAUUUGUUCUCACUCUCUAAGAUGCUAUCUGGGACAAAAUCUGCAAAUUGAUGAUGAAUAGCAUCAAUAAUUUGAAGAAAAAGAGAGAGGGUUCUGCAAUGUUCCAAGUUGAAUGAUGUUGGAAGUGGUUGAGGCUUAUCCAUAGAUUGAUUGUUGUGUUGUUGGUACAUCAAAUCGAAGGAGCAAGGACGAGAGACACUGCAAAGUCCACUUUUUUUAGUUGCUAUAAUAAUUGUACCAAGUGGGUCCCACACACAGUGGAGACUAGAUGAGCACAUUGAGAACAACACCAAUCAUUCUCAACAAUAUCCACAUGACGAUCAGAUCAUGCCAGAAGAUGAGGUAGUCGUGGAUCUGGUCUAUCUUGAUGCUUAUUCAAGACAUUUUUUUUUUCUUCUGCCAAUUUAAUUAUUUAUUCGUGAAAGAAUAGCUUUCGCUUCUGAUAAUGGAGGAAAUCCAUGGAAAUUAAUGAGAUUAUUUAUUAUUAUUUAUUUUACACAGAAGAGAAGUCAUAUAUGUAUCACUGCAUCGGACAACAAAUUAUAGUGCCAUUGUUUGACAUGUUUUACUAAAUCGCUGAAUAACUUGGUG